Ectocarpus siliculosus is the source of this 1698-nucleotide messenger RNA. The record is from the annotation of a GenBank genome assembly. Lineage: Eukaryota; Phaeophyceae; Ectocarpales; Ectocarpaceae.
AUGGCGAAGGGCCCCUACGCGGUAGGACCGUUCUCUUCCCCGUCGGGCACAGUCACGGCGCCACCCUCGCCGCCCUCCGCGAGAUCGAUGGCCGCGCCCGCAAGAAAUUACCCGGGAGGAGAUGAUGCGGAGUUGGGGGAACUCCUGGGUGGCGGGCUCCACGACCUUGACGACGAGGGCUGGAGCCCAGAAGACGCAGACCUGAUGGCUGCCUUCCUUGAAGACGACUUCUCCGGCGAAAUCUUGUUCGGUCUGGACACCACCUCAUCUACGACCGCCGCAAGCGCCGUGUCCGACCAGCCGGGCUCUGUUCCCUCGUGUCCCAUGGCGGAUUUCGACGACCACACCCUAGAACUCCUAGCUUCUUCUGGAGUAAUCUCGGGCGCGCCUGGUGUGGCGAUGCCGUCGACAUCUGUUGGCGCCGGCGCUGACGCCUCGGAUGUCGCUACUGGUGCCAGCGAUGUGGGAGCGGCACUCCCUAGGAUGCCCGCGACGCCUCCGGCCCCGGGGACGAUGCCCGCCUUCGGGCUCACCCCACCGAUCGCUACCGACACGUCGUCAGACACCAACGUCCCCCACCCACCGUCCAUCUCUUCGACGCUGGCAGCACCGUUUACAUCGACGACAGCGACACCCUCGUUCGUCUCAAGCGAUGUGGGAGCGGCACUCCCUAGGAUGCCCACGACGCCUCCGGCCCCGGGGACGAUGCCCGCCUUCGGGCUCACCCCACCGAUCGCUACCGACACGUCGUCAGACACCAACGUCCCCCACCCACCGUCCAUCUCUUCGACGCUGGCAUCACCGUUUACAUCGACGACAGCGACACCCUCGUUCGUCUCAAGGCCAAUCACAGACUCGGUGGCGGCGGCGACGGUGGCAGCGGCGGUUGUGGCCGGAUCCACCACAUCGGAGAUCACGGCACUGACUCCGCCGCCGGCCCCGACGUCCGCCCUCAACAACUCCCGCACCUUCUCGGCGGUAACGACCGGAUCCACCACAUCGGGGCCCACCACACCGAGAACAGAUUCGGUGGCGUCGACAACGGCGGACGCAAGGGAAACGGCGGCGGCGAAGGCGGCGAAGGCGGCGGUGGCGGUGGCAGUGGCAACAUCAGCGCCCUCCAAGCUUUCGACCUCGGCUUUGGCUGUCAGCCCGGUGCUGGGUACGCCAUCCACCAGCACCAGCGACGGCAUCGAUCACGCCCUGGCGAUGGCCAUCCAGGCCCUCAAGAUCGCCGACAGAGCAGUGGACGACAGCCGCCUGGCGCGUUCUCCGGAGACGACCAGCGACAACGAGAAAGGCAGGCUCAGCACCGCGUUGGCCGAGUUUACGGAGAAGAUGUCGAAGGCUGCCCCUCGUACGUCUGCGACGGAGAUGAUGGACGCUGCGUUGGCUGCCUGCAUGGAACAGCUCUUGUUCCUGGAGGAGCGGACGUUCGUUGAAGAAGAGACCGCGUUCAGCGACGACGUGGCGGUGCGGGCAGACCUGGGACGGGCCAUGAUGGCGCUCAACGACGAGAAGAAGAAGAAGAGGGAGGCGGAGAUCCGGGCAAUCCUCGGCGAUGUACGGAAGCGGCGGUCGAAAAGGAUCCGCUCGGCGGCCCUCUCCAACGUCAGGAGGGAGCGAGACGCCAGGCCGGCGUGGGACCACUUCUCCUUGAGGGAGAUGUGGAAAGCGGGUGAAAUCGUGACCCUGUGA